This is a messenger RNA of Tilletiaria anomala UBC 951, 5082 nucleotides long. Its product is annotated as putative ATP-binding multidrug cassette transport protein. Gene Ontology annotation, cellular component: membrane. NCBI's taxonomy places the organism in Eukaryota, Fungi, Basidiomycota, Exobasidiomycetes, Georgefischeriales, Tilletiariaceae. The record is from RefSeq and is a predicted model, not a curated record. The coding region runs from base 404 to 4762 and encodes 1452 amino acids. Gene Ontology annotation, biological process: transmembrane transport. The transcript is spliced from 8 exons. Gene Ontology annotation, molecular function: ATP binding; ABC-type transporter activity; ATP hydrolysis activity.
UGAAUUGUUGUGAUUGUGAACUGGAAAGUUUGGAUGCGCUGUGCUUCGUUAAGCCUGGCUGCUCCGCGGUCUCUGCAUGUAUGACUGACUAGCUGCGCAAAGCUGAACUGAUUGAUCUCUGUUGUACGGAGACGGCCCCCGGUGGGUCGAGUCAAUCGACUGUCUGCAAACUCGUGAUGCGCCUGCUUGUGGAUGAAACUGUUUAUGCGCAGUGGCUGUUUGGAAGCUUGGACCACCGUGAUGACAAGGAACAUCCCCCAUCGACAAUAGAAAUACGACGCAGAAACGUUCCCAUUUGGUUGGAUCCCAAUCUUGUUCCCCUCAAGGACACCACCUUAAGACCACCUCCUCGUCGUCUUACUAUAGCUCCUGUACGGCCAGCAAGCACAAGAAGUCUUGCGCGAUGUCCGCACCAGGAGACGCUCAGCCCAGUGGCAGGGUUGUUGGCGGCGGCGCCCCCGGCGCCAUGGGAGAUGAGAGCAGAGCUGUCUCUACGCCAAACAACAGCGAUGACGGCAUCAACGUCGAGCAGGCAAAGCGUCAAUUCGACGAGCUCGAGAAACAACUUGCGCAAGAGAGCGAAAAAUUCCUCGCCGAGACGGGCGGCAGCGAUAUUGAAAAGAAUGGCUCCGACGCCGAGGUGUUCAACCUCCGGGAGUGGCUCGCUGGAGCUGAGGAGAAAGGCCGCGAAGCUGGCAUGAAACGCAAGUCGCUCGGUGUCAGCUGGGGUGAUUUGGGCGUCAUCGGAGCCGCAUCGGUGGCUCUGAACGUUCCGACGAUCCCGUCCAUGGCGCUUUUUGAGAUCAUCGGUCCCAUCUUCGGCAUUUUGAAGAUGGUUGGCAUCAACCUGAUGAAGCCCAAGACGCGUCACUUGCUCGAGGGGUUUUCCGGCGUCGCUCGACCAGGCGAGAUGGUCCUCGUCCUUGGCCGUCCCGGCGCAGGCUGCAGCACUUUCCUCAAAACGAUCGCCAAUCAGCGCACUGGCUUCAUCGACACAGAGGGCGAUGUCCAUUACGGCGGCAUCAGUGCCCAGGAUAUGAGCAAGCGCUACCGUGGCGAAGUCACGUACUGCGAGGAGGACGACAUGCACCACGCGACACUGACCGUGCAGCGAACGAUCGACUUUGCCUUGCGCGUCAAACAAACCAGCCAGAAAUUCCCAGAUAGCACGCGCAAGACGUUCCGAAAAACGAUUCGCGACGCUUUGCUGCAGAUGUUUAACAUUCCUCACACCAAGCACACACUUGUUGGCAGCCCAACUGUGCGAGGAGUUUCUGGCGGUGAGCGCAAGCGCGUCUCAAUCAUCGAGGCCCUCGCUACCGGCGCCUCGGUCCUGUGCUGGGACAAUGCCACGCGCGGUCUCGACGCGUCUACCGCGCUCGACUACGCCAAGGCAAUCCGCGUGCUCACAGAUGUCAUGGGGACCACCUCGUUCCUCACGGCGUACCAGGCAUCCGAGGGUAUUUGGGAGCAGUGCGACAAGGUCAUUAUCAUCGAUGAAGGCCGCUGCGUCUACUUUGGUCCACGCGCCGAGGCGCGUCAGUACUUUAUCAACCUUGGCUUUGGCGACCGUCCGCGCCAGACGUCGGCUGACUAUGUGACAGGCUGCACGGACAGGUACGAGCGCAUCUUCCAGGAGGGCCGCAGCGAGGCUGACGUGCCCACUUCGCCCGAGGAGCUCGAGAAGGCCUACCGCGCCAGCCGCUUCUUCCAGGAGGCCAUGGACGAAAAAGCGCAGUUCGAUAAGGCCGUGCAGGCCGAGGAGAAGGAGCGCGCAGAUGAAUUCAGGGUGGCCGUCAUGGAGCAGAAACACCCUGGCACUGGCAGGAAGAGCCAGUACACCGUCUCGUUUGCCCAGCAAGUCUACGCGCUCUGGCUCCGCCAGAUGCAGAUGAUCAUCGGCGAUAAGUUUGACAUUUGUAUGUCCUACAUUACCUCCAUCGUCAUCGCCCUCUUGGCUGGCGGCCUCUUCUUUGAACUGCCCACCAACUCGGCAGGCCUCUUCACUCGCGGCGGUGUCCUCUUCAUCUUGCUCCUUUUUAACGCGCUUAGUGCAUUUGCCGAAUUGCCAAGCCAAAUGCUAGGACGGCCGAUCCUCGCUCGACAGGCUUCUUUCGCAUUUUAUCGUCCCUCAGCUUUGAUGGUUGCACAACUCCUCGCGGACUUCCCAUUCGGCAUUCCCCGCGCGACGCUGUUUGUCAUCAUCCUCUACUUUAUGGCUGGUUUGCACCGCUCUGCAGGCGCCUUCUUCACGGCUUGGCUCAUCGUGCUAGUGUCUUAUUACGCCUUCCGAGCGCUGUUCUCGCUCUUCGGCACGAUCACGCGCAACUUCUUCUCUGCGGCUCGUCUCGCGGCGUCUGUCAUGGCCGCGCUCACGCUCUGGGCAGGCUACGUGGUUCCGCAAGCGGCAAUGGCAAGGUGGCUCUUCUGGAUCAGCUAUAUUAAUCCUAUUUUCUACGCAUUUGAAGGUAUGAUGAUCAACGAGUUCCAACACACCAACUUCACGUGCGAUGGUGCGCAGGUGCUUCCCAGCGGCCCUAACUACCCAAGCGGUAUCGGCCCAAAUCAGGUAUGCACCGUCGCAGGUGCUAAGCCCGGGUCCGACAUUAUCGUCGGUCUCGACUACCUGCGAGUGGCGUUCGGAUACGAAAAGGCGCAUCUCUGGCGCAAUGUCGGCAUCCUCUUCGCCUUCCUCAUUGGCCUCAUCGUCAUCACUUGCGCCGCGAUUGAGCUGAUGGACCAAGGCGCAUUCGCAUCGGCCAUGACUGUCAAGAAGGUGCCGAGCGAGGAAGAGAAGGCGCUCAACAAGCGGCUUGAGGACCGGCGCAGUGAUAUUGCUAACAAGGUCGAUACGAAGCUCGAAGUCCACGGACAGUCGUUCACCUGGUCCAAGCUCAAUUACACGGUGCCGGUCAAAGGCGGCCAAAAGCAGCUGCUUGACAAUGUCGACGGCUUUGUCGUGCCCGGCACCAUGACUGCACUCAUGGGUUCCUCGGGUGCGGGGAAGACGACGCUGUUGGACGUUCUUGCGGACCGCAAGAAUAUUGGUGUCAUCAAGGGCGACCGUCUGAUCGAGGGCAAGAAUAUCGACACUUCGUUCCAGCGUCAGUGCGGCUACGCGGAGCAGCAGGACAUCCACGAGCCGAUGUGCUCGGUGCGCGAAGCGCUGCGCUUCAGCGCGUACCUGCGCCAGCCAUACCACGUGCCCAAGGAGGAGAAGGACCGGUACGUCGAGGAGAUCAUUGAGCUGCUCGAGCUGUCGGACCUCGCGGACGCGAUCAUUGGCUACCCUGGAUUUGGCCUCGGCGUUGGAGACCGCAAGCGCGUGACGAUCGGCGUCGAGCUGGCGGCUAAGCCGGAGAUGCUGCUGUUCCUGGACGAGCCGACCAGUGGCCUCGACGGGCAGUCGGCGUUUACGAUUGUGCGUGUACUCAAGAAGCUGUGCGAUGCUGGCCAGACGAUUCUGUGCACCAUCCACCAGCCCAGUGCGCUGCUGUUCGAGACGUUUGAUCGUCUGCUGCUGCUUGAGCGCGGAGGUCGGACGGUGUACUUCGGGCCGAUUGGCAAGGAUGGCAAGCAGGUGAUCGACUACUUUGCGGCGCGGGGCGCGCAGUGCCCGGCUACGACGAACCCGGCCGAGUACAUGUUGGACGCGAUCGGCGCGGGGAGCCAGCCGCGGGUCGGGAGCAAGGACUGGGCGGACCACUACCUGGAGUCAGAGUUGUAUCAGGAGAACCUGCGGCGGAUCGACGAGAUCAACGCUGCAGGGCGCGGCAAGCCAACGCCGGAGGACCGGCGGACGGAGUACGCGACGCCGUGGAUGGUCCAGUUCAAGGUCGUGCUGGAUCGGACAAUGCUGUCAACGUGGCGCCAACCAGCGUAUCAGUACACACGUGUGUUCCAACACCUGAUGUUUGCGCUCCUGACCGGCCUGCUAUUCCUUCAGCUCGGCGACAAUCUCAGCUCGCUGCAGUACCGCGUCUUUGUCAUCUUCAUGCUCGCAAUCAUUCCCGCCAUCAUCCUCGCACAGAUUAUGCCCUUCUGGAUCACCAACCGGUCCGUCUGGAUCCGCGAGGAGACGAGCAAGACGUUCUCAGGCACGGUGUUUGCAGUGACGCAGAUCAUCAGCGAGCUGCCGUACGCGCUGGUGUGCUCGGUUAUCUUUUUUGUGCUACUCUACUAUCUGACAGGCUUUAACACGUCGUCAGACCGUGCGGCCUACUUCUUUAUCAUGGUCUUCAUCGUCGAGCUGUGGGCAAUCACGACAGGCAGUGCGGUCGCGUCGUUCAGCAAGAGCAUCUACUUUAGCACGCUGUUUGUGCCGUUCAUCAUCGUGAUCCUGACACUAACGUGCGGCGUGCUGAGCCCACCGCAGGCGAUGUCGAACUCGCUGUACUCAAAGUUCUUCUACAACCUCAACCCAAUGCGCUUUGCAAUCAGCCCGCUGAUCGCGAACGAGUUCCACGGGCUGCAGUUGCGCUGCAGCGCGAGCGAGCUGAUCCCGUUCACGCCACCAGCAGGGCAGACGUGUGCGCAGUGGGCGGCGCCGUACAUUGCCAUGGCGGGAGGCUACCUGCAGCAGCCGGACGCGCGAGACGUGUGCCGCUACUGCACCUUCUCCAGCGGUGACGAGUUCAUGGUGCCAUUUGGGAUUCAUUUCAGCGAGCGCGGCCGGGACGCGGGCAUCAUGAUCGCGUUCAUCGCUUUCAACACUGUCGUCACGAUGCUGUGCACCAAGUACCUGCGCUUCUCGAACCGCUGAACAUGUUGACGAGCCCAGGCAUGGUUGCGUGCCAAUGCCCGGCGCGCCCCGCCCCGGCCCCGCAGGGGUGGAGAAGGGUCCGGGCUCUGUUGCUGGUCACCAUCACUACGUGCACCACAUCACACCACGAUACAUACACGCGUUUCCGCGCCAUCCUACGCGACACCCCUUUGAAUAAAAGGACCAUCUGGUACCGACUCGCAUUGUGUUUUGUUGCGCUGCUUGCAUGUAUACUUGGCGCGCUCUUGUUUGACAUGUAGAAGACCGGUUUCUGUCUCGUGCAAUCCAUAUCCAGGUUACGAUCCAAUGCAAAUGCAAAG